AUGGCUCACCAUCCGUCGUUCACUUUAGCCGGCCUCUUGGCUGUUGGCGGCACCGCAGGAUUCCUAAAGACGCAGUCCAAACCAUCACUCAUCGCGGGCCUUGGACUUGGAGCUGCUUAUGCAUACUCAGGCAAGUAA
Molecule: messenger RNA, 138 nt
Organism: Colletotrichum truncatum
Lineage: Eukaryota; Fungi; Ascomycota; Sordariomycetes; Glomerellales; Glomerellaceae
Cellular component (GO): membrane
Source: RefSeq, a predicted model, not a curated record